Bombyx mori (domestic silkworm) is the source of this 1936-nucleotide messenger RNA. Its product is annotated as collagen and calcium-binding EGF domain-containing protein 1. The coding region runs from base 593 to 1903 and encodes 436 amino acids. Gene Ontology annotation, molecular function: calcium ion binding. The record is from RefSeq and is a predicted model, not a curated record. The transcript has 9 exons. Lineage: Eukaryota; Metazoa; Arthropoda; Insecta; Lepidoptera; Bombycidae.
GCUACGAUUGUUCGAAUAACACGAUUUUAUCGCUUCAUCGGUGACAGUGACUACAUAAGUACUGAUAUUGUGCCCGCCGCCGUAUAUUUGUUAUUAAUGAUGUGUGAUUCUUAUAUCUGUGGUUGCGCUACUAAAACAUACAUUACGAAAUCGUUGGAUCUUGUCGGACGUUGAAUCGUUUGACUCCUUUUUUUUCUUUAUAAACAUUUAAUCAAACAUCUAAUUUCUGUCCAGUACAAAUCGAUUAGAUAGACGCGGACGAUCACAUCGAAUACGAACAAACAAAGAGGCUUUAUACAAAAGUAAAUUUUCCGUUAAAUCGACCGGAAUAUCGAUAUCGAUUUAAUGGAAAAUCGUCACGAAUAUCGAUCGAAUAAUCGCAGAAAUUUCUAAAUUAAUUUUCGUACAUUUCCAUCUCCGAAUAAGACAUCUACUUAUCGUAAAAAUUAAUCGACACGGCACACAGCGGCUUCAUUAUAACGUAAUGAAGUAAGCGAUAAACAAAACGCGAAUAUAGAAGCGCAACUUAUAUUGAAAAGUUUGAGUAGCGUUGUUGAAACGCAUAUCCGCGGGCGCGCGACCCGCAGUCGAGAUGCGCCCGCCGUUGGGCCCCGUGGCCUUUGUGUUACUUCUCCUCUAUCCUGCUGCCCUGGUACUCUGCUACCACGACGACAGCGGAUACAGAGCGGAGGAACCGCACCUCACUGACACCAUCGACGUAAUAGAUAGCAGCACAGCGCGAUGCCCAACUGACCUGGUGUUGCGGUCGCGGCAGACGUGUCGCGUGGGGGACGCCGACGUACAAUGCGUGAGGCUGCACUGCUGCGAUACACACCAACACGUCGCUGGACGGUGUAUUCCGAAAUCAAUGGAGCCGUGCAGUCUGAACCUGUGUGAGCAAGCAUGCGAAGUGCAGGGAGAGAGUAUGUGGUGUUCCUGCUACCCUGGGUUCCAGUUCAACGCGGAAAGCUAUUCCAAGCAAGAGCAGCCGUAUUGUGUUGAUGUAGACGAGUGUGCGACGAACAAUGGUGGGUGUGAGCAACGCUGCGUCAAUGAUCCUGGAAGCUUCCACUGCGAAUGCUCACCGCCGCUCUCACUAGCUAGUGAUGGCAAGAAAUGUGUCCCACGGAUACCGCUGGCUAUUGCAGAACCUCUUCCACUUGUGCGCGCCUCCUCUCGAUGCUACGCGCCGUGUGACACUGUGACGUGGUUGACCAGGAAAGUGAGACAGCUGAACGAUCAACUGCACGCGACACACGCCGCCUUAAAAAAGUUGUUGGAGCACCCAAUGCUGAAAGAUGACGGUGGCGAAGGCAAUUACGCAUAUAGAGUACUUGACGCAACGGCUCCGUUGGAAGGCGGGUAUUGUCGAUGCGAGCGAGGACCGAGGGGACCACAAGGACCGCCGGGCAUGGAGGGACCCAAAGGUGAUACUGGAGCGAGAGGACCUCGGGGCGCACGUGGUCCUAAAGGAUCCCUCGACUUGAUGCUUCUUAUGCUAGCGGAUGUAAGGCAUGACAUACAGAACAUUGAGGCGCGCGUUUACAAAGACGGAGAAAAGCCGGAACGAUUCAAUCUCCAAAAGGCUUGGCGCCGCCAACGCAAGCAGGAGAAAAUUGACCGGGACAGCAGAACCGAACAGGAGCUAGAAGCGUACACGGCGCCAUCUGUUGAAAGCCCCGUUGAAAUAUCUUCUCGAGGUCGUACGGGAGAAAUACGCCACGAUUCAACAACUGACUGGUCAAUGGUGAAAGGCGACAAUGACCUUGAAGACUUGCCGCUGGGCCUCAUGGACGACAUGAAGGCGCUGGAGAGGCUGCGGCAGUACCACGUGACCGGGAACUCCUCCAAGAUUGAUGAUGAGGAGGAAACUGAGAACGACUACGACUACAGCUUCUACUAGGGGUGCAUAAAAUAAAAUAAGUAUUUAAAAAUA